AUGUCCACUGUUGUAAGACCAUCAAGGGAAGCUAAUGCGACAGCGUUGAAACCUAUUGUGUAUUUGCAUGGUGAACCAAGAAUAGUAUGGGAGGAAGAAGAGGUUGAACAUAUAAUCGUGAAGGAGAACUCAGAGUAUGCAGUGAUAGGAAAAUUUUCCUAUGGUUGGCCUGAGAUUCAAGAUUUGAGAAAAUUAAUUCCGAAGCAAUGCGAGUUGAAAGGUGAAUGCAACAUAGGAUUGUUAAGCAAUAGGCAUAUUCUGAUAAGGGCAUCGUGCUUGGAGGACUACGUGAAUCUAUUAUCAAAGCCGGCCUUUUACAUAUUGCAUCGUGGUUGGACAUAUCCAAUGCAAACGUUGAAGUGGGAGCCAAUGUUUGAUCCGGAGGAGGAAACAUCAACGGCCAUGGCAUGGAUUUCUUUUCCAUCCCUGCCUCCAAAUUUCUUUGUGAAGGAGGUAGUUUUUUCAUUAGUAGCUGCAGUUGGAAAACCUUUACAGGUUGAUCUAACAACAAGGAAUCAGACUCGACCUAGUUGUGCACGGGUGAGGGUGGAGGUGAAUUUAUUACGUGAAUUUCCAAAAAGAAUAAACGUAGGGAUGCGAAAGCAAUCAGGGGAGAUUACAGAGAAAUGGAUUACAAUAAGAUAUGAUCAUGUUCCAAAAUAUUGCAAGAACUGUAAGAUUCAGGGUCAUGACGAGGAGCAAUGUUAUGUGUUACAUCCGGAUUUAUAUCCCAAGGAAAAAGUAGGGAAGGAAGAAGAGAUGGAAACGGGGGAAGAAAAAAGGGAGAUUCAGGGGAAGGGGAGAGUCCAGAGGGAGGGGGGUGGAAAACCAGAACAGAUAUGGCAUAAGAAAAAUAUUCAACACGAGAAAGAGGGAAUUACGACUGGCAAUAAGUUUAGAGCGCUGAAAGAUCAGGAUGAAUGUGGGGAGACACAAGGUGGACAAAAGGAAAGGGGGGAGGAGGUAGAGACGAAAAAAUGGGUUGAGGAAGUGUUCCAAAACACAAGCAGAAUAGAUAAGGGGAAUAGUUUGAAAAAUACAGUGGAGAAUAUAAACAGUGUAGAUGAAGAGGAGACGGCAGGGAGUGAAAGCUUUAAGAAUAGUGAAAACAUUGAGGUAAUCGGGAAACAAAAAUGCAGUGAACAGGAUGCCAGAAGUAGUAAUAUGGGGAAUGCAUGUUUGGAGAUGGUGGAAUUUCAUGAGGUGCAGGAUAACGAUGAAGUUUUACCUGAGAAUUAG
Molecule: messenger RNA, 1239 nt
Organism: Solanum verrucosum
Lineage: Eukaryota; Viridiplantae; Streptophyta; Magnoliopsida; Solanales; Solanaceae
Exons: 3
Coding region: 1-1239 (412 amino acids)
Source: RefSeq, a predicted model, not a curated record